UGCUCCAUUUUUCUCUGUCACCUGAGAGCACAAGUCUCUCGGGUGACAGGUAAAUGACUUCAAUAGGGGUGGAGCUGCCUUUGCAAAGCUGGAAGUCAACUAUACAGAACUAGUGCACCUGUUGCGUUUACCUAGCAGCGUAGCAACACAGCUCUCGCUGGUAUUCUAGUUUAAUGAAUAGCUUAAGGGGGGUAGUUUCAUAAGCUACCAAUACACCAAGCAUUGACCAUGGAACCAAAGGAACCCAUUGAUAAAGAAAAGGAAAAAGGAGCAAAAAAGAAAAAUAUGAUAUUCUCAAAACCUCGGAUGUACAUCUUAGAACGGAGGAAAACUGACACAAUUGUUGCUGAGAAUAUUGCUGUUGACUGUAUAGGAGAUGUCAACUCUGCCACCCUCAGAAGAAGCCAAUCUGACAGGACAGAAUACAACAAAAAACUUAAAGAGAAAAUGGCACCGCAAGAAAUGUUAACACCACCCCCAUCCCCGACCAUCGAUCUGGAAGAGCUGAAGAAGAGGAUGAUGGGCAAGAGGUCUAAAGUUAUCCAUGAACUGGUUCAGACAGAGAAAGAUUACCUCAUUGAUCUUGAGCUCUGUAUUAAGGAAGUUGUUCAGCCACUGAGAGACACACAGGUUGUGGAUGUGGACCGACUGUUUAUUAACAUUGAAUCUGUCAGUGAGUUGUCAGCUAAACUGUUGUCCAAAUUAGAAGAGGCCAUAGCAGAAGUGGAUCCUGAAAGGCAAAUAAUUGGUGAAACGUUCAUACAGAUUAAAUCUUCGCUAGAGGAAGUCUAUAAAAUUUACUGCUAUCACCAUGACGAUGCCAACAGUUUAUUAAAGUCCUAUGAAAAAGACGAAGAAGUUAAACAGCAUUUCAGAAACUGUGUUCUGUCGCUGAAAAAGAUAUAUGACAAUGAAGGAAAGACAAAUUUGUUAGACAUGGGAUCCCUCAUGAUUAAACCUGUUCAGCGUGUGAUGAAGUACCCACUGCUUUUAGGUGAGCUGUGGAAUUCUACACCUGACUGCCACCCAGACAACAAACCUCUGGAAGAAGCCCUAGCAACAGUGAAAAGAAUCAACACCAAUAUCAAUGAAUUUAAACGAAGAAAAGACAUAGUGAUGAAGUACAAGAGAAAUGAGGAAUUGGGAACUCUGAUGAACAAACUAAACAGGCUGAGUAUUCAUUCCUUCAAGAAGAAUGCAAGCCGAGUCACCAGUCACCUCAAAAUUCUGACAGGAGGGGAAUCCCAGGUUAAAGAUGAGAGAUUUGACAAAGAAGAAAAAAUGUUCAGGAAUCUUGAAAAAGCUGUACGGCAGUUAGGGAAAAAUGUUUAUUGUUAUUUUCAAUACACACAGGAAAUAGUCUCUCUAGUUGUCCAGAAUACUGAGGAGCUUCAAAUUAUUCUACAGGAUCCAGACAAGUCUGAUAGUCACGCUCCUCCAAACAAGAAAAACAGUGGCAAUCCAUACAUACAUUUUAAAGACAAGCUGGAAAGAAUGGUCCUGAUACCUCUGUCUACAUUGCAAUCCAUGUUUUCAGCACCUCAGAAGCUCAUUCAGAAACGCUACGAUAAACUGCUUGACUAUGACAGCCGUCUGGAGAGGUCCUCACCAGACGAGCUGGAGAUGGCACGUAGAGACUAUGAAGCACUCAACGCUCAGCUGGUAGAGGAGCUCCAGUUGUUUAACCCUGCAGCUAAGAAAAUAUUAACAAACUGUAUUUACUGCUUUGUUGCUCUCCUUCGGGAUCUGAUGGAUUCUGCAUCUCGUGAAUCUCCAUCAAUACAAAAUUUGCUUGCACCUUUGUCUAACAUCCACGAAGUUCAAAACAGUGUCAUGGAAGAACUUAAUAACUUGAUCUUUGUGAAGGAGAAUGCUCCAAAGUUAAUUGAACGAAAAUUGAGUUUUGAUAAACAUAAGAAAUAUGUGCCUGAGAUUCCACGGCAGUCAGAAGCCCACCGGUCCAAGCUGUUAUCAAACCACUCUCCAGACAAACUCUACCAGCUGAAGCGCAACUGCAACGCCACUCAGGAGCAGGACUUGAGUCUGUUUGAGGGGGAGCUGGUGGCUGUGGUGGAACAGCAGGACCCCUUUGGGAGUACAAGUAGAUGGCUUGUCGACACUGGCAGCCAUCAGGGUUAUGUUUACUCUUCAUUCCUAAAGCAAUACAACCCUACAAAGGAACACAAUGGGACAUUACAUAACCAACAGGAGGACUUUGACAACAUUAGCCUUUUCAUCUCUGGUAAUGGGAGCAGCAGUUUGAAAAGCUUCAGCAUUGCCCACAGUGACAGCAGUUCCUCUCUCAAUGGAAUACACGAGAAGGCUGAGGUCGAUGGAAACCAUUUUUGUGGCGAAUCAGAUGACCAGCAGAUCUUCUAUGCUGUGUAUGCAUUUGAAGCUCGAAGUGAGCAGGAGCUAAGCUUGCAGGAAUACCAGCAUGUGAGGAUAGUGAAGUUCUGCGAUGUGAGUGGCAACAAAGACUGGUGGCUGGCUGAGGCCAAUGGUCAGAAAGGCUAUGUACCUGCCAACUACCUAGGCAAGAUGUCAUAUGCAUAAAUCAUUCUUCAGUAGUAACCGUGGAAUGGAAUAUUGCUUUAAAAAGCUGUACAGAAAUGAAUUUUUAAUACAUAAUGUUUGAUCACUGCAAGUUACAUUUUCAACAGACUGCCAUGAACUUAGUAUUGCCACCUACAGUGUUUUUUUUACUCUUUGAUAAAUAUUGUGUUAUUUUACCUAAAU
Messenger RNA from Polyodon spathula (Mississippi paddlefish), 2739 nucleotides. RefSeq names its product rho guanine nucleotide exchange factor 38-like. Lineage: Eukaryota; Metazoa; Chordata; Actinopteri; Acipenseriformes; Polyodontidae. Gene Ontology annotation, cellular component: cytoplasm. The record is from RefSeq and is a predicted model, not a curated record. Gene Ontology annotation, molecular function: guanyl-nucleotide exchange factor activity; protein binding. The transcript has 14 exons. Bases 229 to 2556 code for a protein of 775 amino acids.